Molecule: messenger RNA, 2514 nt
Organism: Chironomus riparius
Lineage: Eukaryota; Metazoa; Arthropoda; Insecta; Diptera; Chironomidae
Source: the annotation of a GenBank genome assembly
AUGUCUAAAAUUGAUUCUCAAAAAUUGUCAAAUAUAUCUCAACAAUGGAAUUUAAAAGACAUAGAAAGUGGACAUGGAAAGCAGAUUGUGGAUGUGCUGGAUGGGAAAGAAUUGAUUAUUGGUAAAAUAAUUGAAAAUAGGACUGAAUUUUAUGUGGAAAGGAAGUUCAUUUUUGAGGGUCAAGUCAAUAAUCUUGGUGCUAUGAAGCAUUACAAUGUUUAUGAAGGCAUGGAUGAAGUAAUUUACAGAACAGAUAAGAAGAGAAUCUUUGUGUUGUCAUCAGAAGCUGGUGCCGGCAAGACUGUCACUUUUGAACAGCUUACAAUGAGGAUUAAGAGGAAGUAUCCAAUGAAGUGGGUCAGUUAUGUUGAAUUAAGGAAUCAUACGGAGUUGUUUGAGUCAGACAUGACCCUCGUGGAUGUUUUGAAGAGAAUCUUAAGUUUGGACCUUAAAAAUGAAUUUGAGGUGAGAAUGUUUGAAGAAUUGUACAAGACUGGGGAUGUAGUCAUCCUCUGGAAUGGAUUUGAUGAAGUUUCACCGACUUAUAGCAAAUUUGUGCUUAAUUUAAUCCAGAACAUCUUUAAUAGUACUUUAAACAUCCAGUACAUCUGCACUAGACCUUUAUACUCUAGGCAAAUCCAAAAUAAGCUUAAUUUCCAUCCAUACCAGCUGAUUCCGUUCAAUAUUAAUGAACAGAAUGAAUUUUUAACAAAAUUGUUUAAAACCCAAAAAGUCGACAGCGAUAAAAUUGAAGAAAUUGUCCAAAACAUUCAAAAUAUAUCCAAAAAGUUAAAGCUUUAUACUCCAUUGAUGCUGAAGCUGAUCUCGGAAGUCCAUGAAGAUCCAAAAUUAAUUAAAUCUGAAAAUUUCUAUAAAAUUUAUGAAAAAUUUGUGAGCAAAAAAGUCAAAAUUUGGCAGGAAAGAAUACUGGUCCUCAACAUUUACUCCUCAACAAACAGUUCGGCAGUUUUUAAAAAGUUUCGUGAUGAAAAUUUACAGCUGCAAGCAUUUCAAGAUAAAUUUGCAAACUUAAUGCAACGUGGAGUGCCACAAAUGCAAGAGGCUAAGUUUGUUGAUGAUUUGAGUGAAAAAGAACGUGCGAAAUUGCUUGGACUUGAUGAUGGAAUUACAGAUGAAGCGAGAAGAAUUAUUAAGGAACUGAAUUUUACAAAUCCAGGAGAAAAUGGCGAACCUGUCAUAAUUCCUGAAAGUGCCAGCGAGGAUAUUAAAAAAUUAAAUCAAAGUUAUUAUGAGAAAUAUCUUUACAAUGGACUAGCAUCAAGUUUAAUCAGCCUCAAUCGAGCAUUGCCUGACAAACGAGAUGAUUAUUGCAAAAAUAAAAAAUAUCCAGAAGAUUUGCCAGUUGCAUCAAUUGUUAUUCCAUUUCAUGAUGAUGAUUGGAUGUUACUAAUGCGUUGUAUCCAUUCAGUGAUGUUGAGGACACCUGAUCAUUUAUAUAAUGAGAUUCUGCUGUCUUAUGACCUCUCGGAUCGUGAAUAUUACCAUGAAGAGCUUAACGAAUAUAUCAAAAAAUAUCCGAAAAUUCGAAUUGUUCGUUCACCAAAGCGACAAGGAAUCAUUUUGACUAGAAUUAUGGGAGCUAGGAAUGCAAUCGGACCUGUUAUUGUGAUGGUCGAUAGUCACUGUGAAGUUACACCUGGAUGGCUUGAACCAAUUUUAGCAAGAAUCAAAGAAGCUCCGAAUUUAAUUGCAUGGGCAAAAACAACUGGGAUCAGCCCAGAUACACUAGAGCCUCAUUUAGGUCCAGAUCCAGGAGCAUUAGGCACAUUUAGAUGGGACAUGGGAUUUGAUUGGAUGGACAUUAAAUGGUACGAAGGGGACAAACCUACACCAACUUUUGAACCAAAACCAACACUGACUUUUAUCGGACCUUGUUUUGCGGUUAGAAAAGAUUAUUUUCAUCAUAUUGGACUUUUUGAUCCGGAAUAUGACAUUUGGGGCGGUGAAGAUGUGGAACUAUCAUUCAGAGCGUGGAUGUGCGGCGGUCGUGUUGAGAUGAUUCCAUGUGCUGUGGCAGCUCAUAUGUUCAAGAGUCACACAUACUCACACAACAGUAAAGGCAAAGGUGGUGCUCGAUUUAACACUGACAGAAUAGCUGAAAUAUGGCUUGACGAUGAGUAUAAGAAGUAUUAUUACAAUGCCAUGGGACAUACAAAGGAUCGAUAUUAUGGAGAUAUAACCGAGAGAAUGGAAUUAAAGAAGAAGUUGGGCUGUAAAUCCUUCAAAUGGUUUCUUGAGACAUUGCAUCCAAAGAUGCCACUUCCUGAACAUGUAAGAGACUUUGAUGAGGAGGAGAGACAAAAAGCUGAGCAGAAAAGAAAAGCUGAAGAAGAUCAAAGGCAAAGGGCUGAAGAGGAACAGAAGAGAAAGAACGAAGAAGAGCAAAAGAGGAAACAAGAAGAAAUACGACUAAAAGACGAGGAAGAACAGAAAAGAAAUGAAGUUGAGGAACAAAGGAAACUAGAUGCUGAUAAGCUGCAAAAGAAGGAUUAG